Belonocnema kinseyi is the source of this 1438-nucleotide messenger RNA. RefSeq names its product paired mesoderm homeobox protein 1-like (gene hbn). The record is from RefSeq and is a predicted model, not a curated record. Gene Ontology annotation, biological process: regulation of transcription by RNA polymerase II. The transcript is spliced from 5 exons. The coding region runs from base 254 to 1195 and encodes 313 amino acids. Lineage: Eukaryota; Metazoa; Arthropoda; Insecta; Hymenoptera; Cynipidae. Gene Ontology annotation, molecular function: RNA polymerase II transcription regulatory region sequence-specific DNA binding; DNA-binding transcription factor activity, RNA polymerase II-specific.
CCGGUACCGAGUCCCGGUUCCCGCUAAAGUACGCGCCAAAUUUUAACUUUUUUUCCCCAAGACGUCGCAUCUUCUGGCAACCAGCAACCGUGAAAUUUUGGAAACCAAUAAUCGCGAAUUUCGUGUUGUGUUCUCUGUUUUUUUAUGUGGUUUUUAAUGACAAAAUUGUGUUUUUGGUUCGGUUAAACUGAAACAUUCUAGUGCAAGAGGAAGAAAAACGUAAGUUAGAUUUUUCGUUCGUGAGUCCUUCAAAAUGGCACAAACGUAUAAUCAAAAGAGAAACGUCUACAGCAUUGACCAAAUUUUGGGGCAUGGAAAAAGUGAAGAACAUGCCACAUCAUCUGAUGCUGUUAGAGACGUUGGAGAAACGGAACUCGGUCACUUAAGUGAUCAUCAGAUAACAGAUUCUCUGAACGACCCUCUGGACAUGGAAUCCGAUAGACCUAGAAAAGUUCGUCGGUCACGUACUACUUUUACUACUUACCAGCUUCAUCAGCUCGAACGAGCAUUUGAGAAGACUCAGUAUCCUGACGUCUUCACAAGGGAGGAAUUGGCCAUGAGUUUAGACCUUUCCGAAGCCAGAGUCCAGGUGUGGUUUCAAAAUCGAAGGGCGAAAUGGCGCAAGAGAGAAAAAGCACUUGGUAGAGAUAACAACUUCAUGCACGUGGAACAAGGUGGUGGAUGGUGUUCAGGAGAUUCAGUGCAAGCAGGAGCCCCACCAGCACCCCCAGCAGGAGCGUUUCCAUGGUUCAUGCAAACAAUGUUCCCACCUCCCUGGCCAAGCAGCACCCCAAAAUACCCAAUUCACGCUUUACUGUCUCAGUACAUUGGCCUACCCUUACAGCAAAAUCUUGCCUCCUUGAGUUCGGUGCUCCCAGUUAUGGGUCUGAAUCCUGCGGGAUCCCUAAAUCACAAUAAUAUCGACUCUCGUCCCCUGAGUGCACAGUUGCACUCACUUCCACUGAAUCUGGGCGUACAAAGUAUUCCUCAAAAUCUCAGUUCGAAACACGACAGGGAAGAGGAUUCUGGAUCGUCGGAUGACGAAAUGCGGAGGCAGAGUGCAGAGGUCCUGAGAGUCAAAGCUGAGGAAGUAUUACAUAGCACACAUUUCUGGAGGGACCCGCGCGAGACAUGCAAAUUCGGACUUCCUUCGCAUUUCCCAAUUCGGAGUGAUUUUACAAAAUAUUUAAUUUAAUGCAAAAUUAAAUUAAAUAGACACGUGAUUUCCAAGUACAACUUUGAGGUAAUUUUGAACAUUGUUCAUUGCAAUAAAACUUUGCUGGAUAAUAAUACGGAUUAAUUAUAUUAAGUCUUCUUUAGUUUGUAAUCUUAAAUUUAAAUUCUUACCGCAAACAGUUUUAAGGAUCUGGAUACCAUUGUUUAAUUUAAAAAUACGUAGAAAUUUAAAUAAAUUUAAAAAUUGAAGCUCCUCCUUCAG